AUGAAGUUUUAUACUUCUGUCGAUAUUCAAACCCAGCGGCUUCUUCUUCAACAAGUACAUCAACUUAUAUCGGUUCGAACUUCUGAAGAAUGCUCCUUUAUCACACCUCCCAAGCUUUUAGAGGACGUUGAAGACAUCAAGGUGAUCUACCGUCAUUAUGCAACGUUAUACUUUGUAUUUAUUGUUGACGACCAAGAAUCAGAAUUGGGAAUCUUGGACUUGAUCCAAGUGUUUGUAGAAUGUUUGGAUAAAUGUUUUACAAAUGUGUGUGAAUUGGAUCUUAUAUUUGGCUGGCAGGUGCUACAGACGGUGCUAGAGGAAAUUGUACAAGGGGGCAUGGUUAUAGACACCAAUAUCAACCGUAUAGUGGCGGCGGUGGACGAGGCCAACAGCCAGAAACUGAGCCGCCAAACGUGGUUUCUGGGAAUCAAUGCGGAGCUGUUUGGAUGGAGCGGGACCAACGGGUGGGGAAGGACAUAA
Messenger RNA from Meyerozyma guilliermondii ATCC 6260, 480 nucleotides. RefSeq names its product Aps3p (gene APS3). Lineage: Eukaryota; Fungi; Ascomycota; Pichiomycetes; Serinales; Debaryomycetaceae. Gene Ontology annotation, cellular component: intracellular membrane-bounded organelle; membrane coat. The transcript has a single exon. The coding region runs from base 1 to 480 and encodes 159 amino acids. The record is from RefSeq and is a predicted model, not a curated record. Gene Ontology annotation, biological process: vesicle-mediated transport; intracellular protein transport.